UUUCUAGACAGAGAAAGAGAGAUUGGGAUUGAUUUUACAGCGAAGCCUCUGAUUUUUUUUUUUGGGUGGGUUUUUUCUUUUUGUUGACUACAACCCCCGAUUGAAUACAAUACUGGCUGUGCAUUAUUCUAUUUGCAUAUGCGAAGUAUAAUAAACGACGUAUUGGUUUGGUCAUUGGUGGGUUUUUUCUGUGAAUUACAAGUUUGAUUAUUUGAUGUGAGAGUCGUGCAGUUUUGUGUUGAGAGCAACGUGUUGUUGAUGGCUUGUUUUAUUGGCCUUCACUGCCGUUGGAUUUCAGUCAGACAAAUUCGCAUACACAGUUUGUGCGUACUUUCAAUUGUUAAAGCUCGUGUCUUUGAAUUGGGUCUUUGAUUACUAGGUGUUCGAAAGCAUUGGAAAUCACAUUUAUACUCUCGUGUUGUUUUUGGUUUACUGUGUUUUGUUGAAUUCCACACAACCCUGCUGCCAGAGCUAGAUAGUUGGAAUUUUGCCAUAGCCGCGAUUUAUGAUAUCUGGGUCAUUACUCAUUAGGAUUCUAUCAGGUUAAGGAGAUGAAAGAAAAGUCUUGCAGUCCAGGGAAUUGCUUUGUGUUGAACACAGGAGCCAAGAUCCCUGCCAUUGGGCUGGGAACAUGGCAGAGUGGCGGUGACCUUUGUGUUGAAGCUGUUAGGACGGCCUUGUCUGUCGGCUAUCGUCACAUAGAUUGUGCACAUCUUUAUGGGAAUGAGAUUGAAGUUGGGGAAGCACUGGCUGAAGCAUUUCAAAGUUCAUUGAAGAGGGAGGAUGCUUUCUUGACUUCUAAGCUGUAUUGUACCAUGAAUUCACUCAAUAAGAUUGAGAAUUAUGUUAGAGUUUCCCUUAAGAAUCUUGGAGUCACAUACCUUGAUCUAUAUUUGAUGCAUUGGCCUGAGAUCUCUGCAUUUGGGGAUGCAACUGACCCUCCUUCAAAGUCAGGGCGUGAGUAUAGACAAUUUCUUAGUCGUUUGAAGAAAGCAUGGAAAGCUAUGGAAGGUCUAAUUGAUUCAGGUUUGGUUAAAGCAAUUGGUGUUAGCAAUUUCAGUGUUCAACAGUUGAAAGAAUUGCUUAAAUUUGCAAAAAUUGUACCAGCUGUCAAUCAGGUUGAGUUACAUCCCUUUUGGAGGCAGGAUGAACUAGUAAAGUUCUGUCAAAUGAAAGGUAUUCAUGUAUCUGCGCACACACCUUUAGGAGUACCUACUUCAAGUCCUGGACCAUCUGAUAGUGGAUCUGGGGAAGAUGAACCUGGAACUCCUUGCAUAUCAUUUAGAAGAUCAAGAUCGGUACAUGGACCAAUGCUGAAAUUGUCCAUUGUUUCAGAGAUAGCGGACAUACACAAAAAGACGCCUGAACAGGUUAUACUACGGUGGGGACUGCACAGAGGAACUAGUGUCUUGCCUUGUAGCUUGAAGCCUGAUCGAAUAAGGAAAAACAUCGACAUCUUCAGUUGGUCUCUAUCAGACGAUGAGUGUAAUCGCUUGAACCAGAUCGAGCCUCAAGUAUGUUUAUUCGGAAAUGGUCCUCCUAAUAAUCUCUCUGAAAGUGGUUUCAUAUUAGGAAGUGGUCCCCUUCAAUCCGUCCGUGAGAUGGAAGAUGAUGUGGAGUCCAAUGCCUUAUUGUGAUCAAGCUUGUCAUCAUAAUAUAUUGUAUGUGAUUUCUCCAUUAAUGGUUUGUGAGGUUUUGAUUUUGUGGAUGCUGAUAGAAAAUUGAAAGUGGUAUACCACUGAUCAAAGUGGCAAAUCUUUAUCUGUAACCAAGGUUUAGCUUAUUUUAGUUUCUUCUAUGGAGGAUCUUUUGCUUUGCACA
Molecule: messenger RNA, 1821 nt
Organism: Tripterygium wilfordii
Lineage: Eukaryota; Viridiplantae; Streptophyta; Magnoliopsida; Celastrales; Celastraceae
Product: aldo-keto reductase family 4 member C10-like
Exons: 3
Coding region: 552-1637 (361 amino acids)
Cellular component (GO): cytosol
Molecular function (GO): aldose reductase (NADPH) activity
Source: RefSeq, a predicted model, not a curated record